UUCCAUGGCAUGCUGUGUUUGGACAGUACGACGUGGAAUGUGCUGCAUGCAAGUGGCUGGGCUUCGGCUCGCUGCGUUGGCCCUUGGUCAGAGGUCAGUCCCGGCCCUGCUGGAGUCCCGUCUGUGUGUUUGGGCACACAGAACAAUUGUGUAGGAAGUCACCUAGGGAGAUGCCAGGAGGAAGUGCCGCGGGCAGUGUGAGGGCGGCGGGGCCAAGUGGGUGCCAGGUGACGGGCUGUGUUGGAGGUGCGAGCAGUGUGUGUGUGGUGAGCAGGGGCCACGCUGUGGCACAGAGACAGAUACGUGCAUCUCAUAAGUGGGAAAGGAAAAUAAAGUAACCUCCUGCCGACAGAUUGUCAUGAAACUCAAUUUUAAAGAAUGUUUCAAUCAGAAGGAAAAUUAAGAAGCCCAUCUGGCACCCACUGUAGUCAGGCACAGCUAGCAGCGUGUAUGUCAUUUGGCCAAAUGAGGCCUCAGACAUCCCAGCUGGUGGAGCUCCAUGUUUUUUUUGUCCCAGAGGAAGUGUGGAACUUCAAGCUGAAUACAGUUUCUGUGGCUCUUGCCAGCAAAUUCAUCUCAGCUGGGUUUAUAAGGGUGUCUCCUCACACUACAUUAAGAAUGCUACGGGAGAAGCUUGGAGAGUACCUGGGUGGAGUUGCAGUUGCAGACAAAUUCCAAUUUUUAAAAUGCAUUGGGAAAAAGCUUGCAGUGGUGAAAGCAAAGCAAGAAGCAGAGCUGAAACUGAAGUCAUUUGCUCCCCCUUAUGCACUGUAUCCUGAAUUAUAUUUAUUACCUCAAGUGGACUAUUUUGAAGAUGUUUAUCCAUUAUCAUCAUCAACACAACAAAGACAUCACUUUAAUGCAGAAACUAAUAGGUAUGGUCAUGGAUCAAGACUUCCUAACCUUCCCCAACAGAAAACUGAAAGCAAACAAUUUUUAGAAGGCAUACAGAGCAGUCAUCAGCUAGAAAAUCAGAAAGUGUACAGUCCUGCAGGAGGGUCUGAGAAGGAAUCUCUUCCUGUAUUGCAUAUGAGUCAUGAGCAAGACCACAACACGAUUACAGAAACACAGGCACAGUUCAGAGUGAAAGAACAAAUUGGAUCCAAGGGAUCUCUCUUCACAGCAAGUCUUUUAAAUCCUGUAGAUAAAGGGACUGGAAAAAGCUGUAUAGGACAAAAGAACUCCCAGCACAGCCAUCUCAGCCAGGAUCCAAAAGAGCCUCCUGCUCCUAAGUGGAAUGACAAAGCCAAAGGAACUGCUCUUCAUGUAAACCACAGUGAUAAACAAGACCAAAAUAACCAAACACAUCAAAAUCACAUGACAAAUCCAAAGGAACUGAACAGCAGGCUAAUUACAAACGUGGAAAAUAAUGAUCACCAAAAAGAUGGCAAACUAAGAGGAGACAGAACACAGCAUUCUGGAAUUCUUAGAACACUGGAAGACCAAACCACAGAAUACAUACACAAAAACCAAAGGUUGCUGCCAUACAGAACUAGCAAGUCUGUAACAGUUCUUGGUGAAAACCUGGAUGGUGAGGCAAAUGACAACAAGCAAAAUGAUCCUACUUGUCCAAAAGAAUAUGCUUCUCCUCCUAGUCUACCUCUUCUGGCAAUUUCUGUAAGCCCAGCUCAAGUUCCAACAGUUCAGGCAGAAAAAAACAAGAUGGUAGAACAAUUGGAACAAAUGAAGAAGGACAGAAGGCUCAUGGAAAAAAACAGAGAAGAGCUGGUCAAAAAAGUGAAAACACUACUGGAACAAAAUAAACUGAAGAGAUAUCAUGAUCGUGAAGAAUGGAAGAAGAAAUACUUUGAGGCUAAGAAAGCUACUGUUUCACUGGAGGAUGUUUUAAGCAAACUGAGACAAGAUUUAGAGCUUUGCCACCAGAAAUUACUCUUGCAAUUAGAAGCCAGAUAUUGCCGAAAACAACCAAACAAUGCAACAAACGUGAAAAAUAACAGAAUCAUCCAGAUUACUACAGUGCAGCAUGAACUUGAUCAACUGAAAAGGAAGCUGGAUGAUACAAAAAUGAAACUCGUAAUAGAAAUUAAGAUGAGAAAGCAGGCAAUAGCAGAUUUACGAGCACUGAGAGCAGAACUGACACAGAAGAAGAUUCAUUCAGCUUUAAUUCUCCAGUCUGGGAAAUCUGGAAUUUAAGAGCAUGACUCAACAGUAAUGUAUACGGAAGCUCAGAACAUCUGUGUUGCUUUUCGUACACUCUUAAAUUUCUCUUGUAAAAAGGCAUCAGCAAUGCAAGUGAUGUGGAAUUUGUACACUAGCCUACUAAAGUACUGCAACUCACUUCUUUUUCAGUCUCAUUACUGAAAGGUUUAUCAGCUACAUGAAUCUACAUUUUUAACCUAGUCAUGUGUCUAAAACAAAACUAUUUUUAAAAUGUAAACCGGUGAAUCAUGUGACGUCACAUCAGUAUGCUGAUGAUCCUUCAUACCUACUAAGCAAAUAAACCUAAAAUCUAAAGUCUUCUGUUCAGAUUUUGGGGCACACAUUUAAUUUUUUGAUACAUGAUUAGCAUACAUCUUACACAGAAGCAGAGCAGAAGUAAUCUUU
Lagopus leucura (white-tailed ptarmigan) is the source of this 2565-nucleotide messenger RNA. It is a transcript of the gene SPATA1, whose product is annotated as spermatogenesis associated 1. The transcript is spliced from 13 exons. The record is from RefSeq and is a predicted model, not a curated record. Bases 379 to 2154 code for a protein of 591 amino acids. Lineage: Eukaryota; Metazoa; Chordata; Aves; Galliformes; Phasianidae.